CGUCAAUUUUUUUUUGCUACUCAAAAAUUUACAAGACGAAAAAAUAUAUUUGUUCAUAUUAAUAACAAAUACAAAUACUUAAAAAUAUCCUAAAUAUGAUUUAAAGAAUUUGUGGAAAUAACUUAUGGAAUAUCGUCAUUCAAAAAUCCAUACAGGGAACUCUUGGUAUUACCAACGGCAGACGAUCUUCGGAAAAUACAAGAAGCUACGUCAUAUAAAUUAGACGAGAAAUCCACUGAUCUAGUACCCAGUACUGUACAGCCUAUACUAUACCAUUCACUUUCCUAAAGAAAAACCUCAUUUUAAAUUGAUUCAGUUUAAGCGAGAACACGCGCGAGGUACCGCAGCAGUAAUUUAAGGUACCACACCGUUUAACCGCCUUGGUACUACUAUGCAUUUGCGUUGUACCACCGAAACAUGUCCCUAAUCGAAAACUUUUGCUUUUCCUUGGUGUUGUGGAUGGGUUUUCUGAUGGUACUUGGUCAAAGUGCCGAUGGGAACCCUUCCUUUAGGUUCGGGAGGUUCACUGGUUCUUGGGCGCAGAAUGGGGAGGAAAGUAAGGGUUUGAAGAGGUACAGUGGUUGGAGGGCUAACAAGAAUUCUAUGAGGAUGGUUUAUUUUCAUGAUCAGACUAUAGCUGUUGUGGAACUGGGUCCUAGGAAACUUUUGUUGGGUUGCGAAGUUAUGGAAGUUUUUGAGACGGAUCAGUAUUUGAAAGUUCUUGGUGAAUUAGAAUCAACAGCUAGGCCAGUUGGUAUCAGUUUCUUGGAGAUGUUAACAUUGAUGGAUCAGUGCAAAGAACUAGAUGAAAUGAGUGGUUUGAUCAAAGAACCAGGUCCAGGGGUACAGAACAAAACAACCAAAGCCAUCGAUCAAGCCAGGAGCAUACUGUCAAAUGAUCCAUUUACUUUGUUUAGAGGAAUCAUACCUGGAACAAAAUGGUGUGGCACCGGCGACAUAGCCAAGAACUACUUCGACCUAGGAGCCCAAUCCAGCGUAGACGCCUGCUGUAGAACCCACGAUCUAUGUCCCAUAAAAGUCAGAUCGGGAACCCAAAGGUACAAUCUCAACAACAAUUCCCUCUACACGAAGUCCCACUGCGAAUGCGACCAGAGACUGUACGAUUGCCUCAAAAAACAGCAGUUUAUACCGGUCGCAAACCUUCUGGGCAACAUCUACUUCAAUCUAGCCCGCGUAGAGUGCGUGCAAGACGCCAAAGAAGGCAGAACUUUCAAGAGUCCCAACAUGAGAUUUUAGUACUUUUUUGACAUAUAUACGGUGCGAUCGAAAAAAAAUCGACGUCACGGUAGGCAUCGUUAUUUCUAUCUAUGCCUACUGUGACGGUGUUUUUUUUUCUCGGAACGCGCCAUCUUUUUUUUAAAGUGUAAAGUAGACUAGAUUAAUUUAUUGCCAAAAUCUGUAAAACUGUGAUGGAAAAAAUAUUUUUUUUAAAUAUACUUUUUUUACAAACUAAA
Molecule: messenger RNA, 1475 nt
Organism: Sitophilus oryzae (rice weevil)
Lineage: Eukaryota; Metazoa; Arthropoda; Insecta; Coleoptera; Curculionidae
Exons: 3
Coding region: 418-1257 (279 amino acids)
Biological process (GO): phospholipid metabolic process; arachidonate secretion
Source: RefSeq, a predicted model, not a curated record